UUUCUGUCCCUUACAGUGAGCUUGGAGGAGGCACAAGUGAAAGAAGUCUUGAGCAAGAAGCAAGAAACCCUGAGGACCCUUUCCCUGCACUGCCAGGAGAAAGACACCGAGGCUCUCAGGCAGCUGGCAGUGACUGAGGAACGCAAGAAGAGGAUAACCGAGCUCAGCUCUAACAUCCAGGAAGAAAGACUCAAGAAAAGGAAGCAGAUGAUGGAGUCCAGCCAACCACUAGAGGGAAUGAUGGAGAAGCACAAGAGGGCAGACACACUGUCCCAGGAAAUGAGCAGCAGCAACAGGGAGCAGCUGCUGAUGGAGGAGAGGCGCAGUCAGGAGAAGCCUGGCAGCAUCCAGGCCCAGCUGGGCGCGUUGAGCGGGCCUGAGGGCGGGGCCGAAGCCCCAGCUGCCAGCGGUGUGGAUGCCUUCCUGCGCAGUGCCGAGGCUGCUGCGGCCGUGCAACUGCUUGAAGAAGAAAACAAGAAAACUAUAGAAUUCCUGGAGGCAGCCUCUCUCCAUUAUCGCCAGCUGCAGCAGAAAUACCAGAGGAUGAAGAAGCAGCUGGAAGCUAUUGGCCACAGAGGCAUGGGAGGGUCUCAGGAGAGAAGCCCAAAGGGGGCUGCUGGAGGGGAAAGCAGCCUUGUUACCGAGGCUGUCAUGGAGAUUCCCCCAAAAGAUCAGCAAGCCAAGCCUGGCAUUGGCCACCCCGCUGGCUCAUCCCAGAGAGAGGUUCACGGGGAAUCGGAGCGCCCGUCACCUCAGUGAGACGAAGCUUUGUCUGCACCGCGCUGGAGACCCUUU
This is a messenger RNA of Antechinus flavipes (yellow-footed antechinus), 795 nucleotides long. Its product is annotated as synaptonemal complex central element protein 1-like. The annotation marks the transcript as partial. Lineage: Eukaryota; Metazoa; Chordata; Mammalia; Dasyuromorphia; Dasyuridae. The transcript has 9 exons. The record is from RefSeq and is a predicted model, not a curated record. Gene Ontology annotation, biological process: synaptonemal complex assembly. Gene Ontology annotation, cellular component: synaptonemal complex.